AUGCCUCCUAAAAUCGAUCCCAACGAGAUCAAGAUCAUCCACCUCCGUGCUACUGGAGGUGAGGUCGGUGCCUCUUCAGCCCUUGCGCCGAAGAUCGGUCCCCUUGGUCUCUCUCCCAAGAAGGUCGGAGAGGACAUUGCCAAGGCCACUGGCGAUUGGAAAGGCUUGCGCGUGACUGUCAAGCUCACAAUUCAAAAUCGUCAGGCCGCAGUGUCUGUUGUGCCCACUGCUUCUUCUUUGAUCAUUCGCGCUUUGAAGGAACCUCCUCGUGAUCGCAAGAAGGAGAAGAACAUCAAGCACAAUAAGUCAGUCGCCCUUGACGAGAUCAUCGAGAUUGCCCGCACUAUGCGCUAUAAGUCUUUCUCGAAGGAACUGAAAGGCACUGUCAAGGAAAUACUUGGUACGGCCUACAGUGUUGGCUGUCGCGUCGACGGCAAGCCUCCCAAGGUCAUCAUUGAGGCCAUUGACAACGGCGAGAUCGACAUUCCCGAAGAAUAG
This is a messenger RNA of Beauveria bassiana ARSEF 2860, 498 nucleotides long. Its product is annotated as 60S ribosomal protein L12. The record is from RefSeq and is a predicted model, not a curated record. Gene Ontology annotation, molecular function: large ribosomal subunit rRNA binding; structural constituent of ribosome. The transcript has 5 exons. Gene Ontology annotation, biological process: translation. Bases 1 to 498 code for a protein of 165 amino acids. Gene Ontology annotation, cellular component: ribosome; cytosolic large ribosomal subunit. Lineage: Eukaryota; Fungi; Ascomycota; Sordariomycetes; Hypocreales; Cordycipitaceae.